AUGGUGGGUUUGCUGAGGAAGACCACUGGCCUUGUGGGAUUGGCUGUAUGUGACAGUCCACUGCAACAUAAUAAAAAUAAAUUAGAAGGUCUACUUCAGGGUGGCCAAAUAGAAGAGUUGAUUCUUCAGGCUGAAAAGGAAUUAAGUUUGGCAAGAAAAAUGAUGCAUUGGAAACCAUGGGAGCCAUUAGUGGAAGAACCUCCUGCCAACCAGUGGAAAUCAUCAUUAUGUGAUUUUUGA
This is a messenger RNA of Lepus europaeus (European hare), 240 nucleotides long. Its product is annotated as NADH dehydrogenase [ubiquinone] 1 alpha subcomplex subunit 5-like. Lineage: Eukaryota; Metazoa; Chordata; Mammalia; Lagomorpha; Leporidae. Gene Ontology annotation, biological process: respiratory electron transport chain. The transcript is spliced from 2 exons. The record is from RefSeq and is a predicted model, not a curated record. The coding region runs from base 1 to 240 and encodes 79 amino acids.